Messenger RNA from Eutrema salsugineum, 2098 nucleotides. RefSeq names its product protein NETWORKED 4B. Lineage: Eukaryota; Viridiplantae; Streptophyta; Magnoliopsida; Brassicales; Brassicaceae. The transcript has 3 exons. The coding region runs from base 351 to 1919 and encodes 522 amino acids. Gene Ontology annotation, cellular component: vacuolar membrane. Gene Ontology annotation, molecular function: actin binding. The record is from RefSeq and is a predicted model, not a curated record.
AGUUUCUAUCGAUUUUUCUGAUAUAAAUAAAUUGCUGGUAAUUAAAAGCUGAAACUUUAUCUUUGGAUAUCUUGAGAUUUGUGGCAAAUGCCAAAAUGGGUUGUUGAAGCUUCACGUGUCUCCUUUGCCACAUGCGCAGUCCUCUCUUCUCCUCUUAUCUCAUCUAAUUUGUCCCUACUCUUUCGAUAAACUCAAGCAAAUCUUCAAUCCUGAGUCUUUGAACUUCAAUUAAUUUACCUGAGUUUUUCAAAUGAGUGCAAAGGAUUAUUAGUGUAUUAUGAACCAUCCUCGUUGACAAUCUUGAAUCUUCUUGUAGGGAUUCCUGAGUUUCUCUGCACCCCUUCAAAGUCAUGGCCUCCUCUGCGGCUCUUGGAAAGAAGCAGUUUAAGAGGUCUAUGACCAAGAAAUCACACUCAUGGUGGUGGGAUAGUCACAAUUGUCCCAAGAACUCAAAAUGGCUUGCAGAGAAUCUAGAGAAGAUGGAUGACCGCGUGAACCACAUGUUAAAGCUGAUUGAAGAAGACGCAGACUCUUUUGCCAAGAAAGCUCAGAUGUAUUACCAGAAGCGUCCUGAGUUGAUCCACCUUGUGGAGGAAUUUUACCGCAUGUAUCGUGCAUUGGCUGAGCGUUAUGAUCAAGCUAGUGGUGAGCUUCAGAAAAACCAUCCGUCUGGGAUGAUACAGUCACAGAGCUCUCUUGAGCAAUCAUCUCCUACCUCUCAAGAGAAGUCGAGUCGCCGUCAUAAAGAAGAGGAAGAUUCAUCAUCUUUGACAGAUUCCGGUUCUGAUUCUGAUUCUGAUUCUAAAUCGGUUCAUGAUCAUUCCUCUGCCAAUGAUGAUGAUGGUGACGAGGCAUUGAUCCGUAGGAUGGCUGAACUGGAGCUUGAGCUUCAAGAGACGAAACAGAAGCUCCUUCUCCAGCAGGAAAAUGUUAAUGGUGACAACAACAUUGAUCUCAUUCACAAAGUUACUGUAUACGAGGCAGAGCUUACAGAAGCUAAUGAAAAGAUGCGGAGGCACGAAGAAGAGAUCUCUAAGCUAAAGAUUGAGCUUAAGAGCUGCAUGUCCUCUGAAAAAGAUGCUCAACAUAGCCUUGAGAAAAAGAGACUUGAUUUGGAUAAAGAGGGAACUGAUGAAGAUGCAGGAGCUACAAAAGUGAAGGCCUUAGAGGAAGAGUUGAGUAUUGCGAAAGAGAAGCUUCAGAACUUUGCGAAAGAGACUUGUUUUCUGAAAACCGAGCUUGAGAUGAGUAAAGCUGCAGAGGAGAAGCUGCAAAGGUUACAGCAUGAGCUCGAGUUAGCUCAGAAAGACGCUGAUACCCACAUAAACAAGCUCAAUGCAGAGAAGAAAGAAGUCUUGAAGUUGCAAGAGAGAUUGGCAAUGGUGAAGACUAGUUUACAGGACAGAGAUAACGAGAUAAGGGCACUGAAAACUGCAGUCUCUGACGCUGAACAGAAGAUUUUCCCAGAGAAAGCACAGAUAAAGGGAGAAAUGUCAAAGCUGUUUGAAGAACGAAGCCAACUUGGAGAGCAACUGAGAGAGAUGGAAUCACGUGUAAGGCUGAUCACGGAAGAGAAAACCGAAAUGGAGGAGAAGCUUAGAGGAGAAUCCGAGAAGGUUAGUGUAAUGAGAGAUGAAAGGGUUGGGUUAAGAGAAGAGAUUGGGAAGAGAGAAGAUAAGAUUAAAGAAAUGGAAAAGCAUAUGAAGGAGCUUCACAUGGAGCAAGUGAGGCUGAGAAGACGGUCAAGUGAGCUUGGAGAAGAAGUGGCGAAGACAAGAGUGGCUGCAUCGGAAGUGGCUGAGCAGAAAAGAGAAGCGAUAAGACAGCUUUGCAUGUCUCUGGACCAUUACAAAGAUGGGUACGAGAGGCUUUGGAAGGUUGUUACAGGACAUAAGAGAGGAGUGGUUUUAGCAAUAUGAAGUUUGGCUAAGAGUAGUGAAAGGAACAAAAAUGACUUUGUGUUUUAUCUUUGAUCCCACUAAUGUCUAAUAUGUUGUGUUCUUUUGGGGUUAAAACUUGUUAGUUGGUAUUGUAAACAAGAGAUGAAUAAUGUAUUGUUGAUACUAAAUAGUAACAAUCAGUGGUAAUAUCAACAAUA